UUGAAAGAAAAAAAAUGACAUUUUGGCUGUGCUGUUUGUAAGUAUAUAUUUGGAUGGUUUAAGUCGAGUGUAAACAAUGAAUAUAGUUGUUAUAUCAGAUCAUCUGUUUUGAAAAUAUACAUGUCUUAUUGCAUUUUCACCUACUGUAAUAACUAAAUGAAAGUGGUUUCCUAGAUAUACAGCCAGACGGACAGACAUCUUUUAAUCUAGUUUACACACUCGAUAUCAAAAUAACAAUGUUUAACUGUUUACCCAAAUGGUUUACUUAUAAUAUGCAAUGAUAAUACUAUCAUUGAUAUUUGAUACACCAAUAGUAAGAAGUAAUAUUUAUUUUCUAAAAAUAAUAACAGAUCUAUUUUUAUCCAAAGUUUAGGUUUUUCCAAUUUAUUUUAAAAACAAUGUUCUCUAUUUAUAUAUAAGUAUAAAUUACUUGUAGAUUUGAAGUACGUUCAUUUUUAUCAGGAUCACAUGUGAAGAAACGUUCUUAUCUAUUCUCUAAUCAAAUAAAUUUUGAAGUUUAUACAUUAGAAUACACGAUACUUGACACAAAUAAAAUAAACUUAGUUGGUUUUACAUGUUUUAUUUUAUGUUUUUGAAGCACAGAAGAAACAAACAAAUAGAAGGUGUUUCUAACCGUCGUGAUAAGGAUAUUCAAACAAAACUGACUGAAGUUCCAUCAACAGAUGAAAUAACAAAGGCGGUUGUAAAUGAUGAUAUAGAAGAUGGUAAUAUCUUUUUAAGGAUUUACUUGUUGACGUUGAUGAAAGUACUUUUGACGAACAAACAGGACUCCAAAAGCAAUCAGAUAUAUUCUGUGAACAUAUUAAGAAAGAAACGGUGAAAAAAAUGUCGAGACAAAAUACAAAGUGUCCAACCGUCGAUAGAAAAGAAACAGAUACCAAUACCAAUAGAAAUAGUACAGGAAAAGGAAAAGGGGACACGAAUGUAAGGAAAGGCAAAAGGAGUACAGAAACUGGCAGAUCAAUUAGUUUCGCAGAUAGGGAAAUUUCACAUAAAUCAAAUAAGAGAAAUCGAAAUGAGGAUAAGGACAACGUAAGCGAAUCGCAACCUCUGAAAAAGAAGAAGAGUCCUGAUGUUAAUGAAACGUUUCCAGAUGUUGCUAACAUAGACAGGCAAAAAUGUAAUGAAGAUUUACCUACAUCAAACACAAUUAUACCUCUGAAAACGAAGACUUAUAGUGAAGUUGUAAGAGUUAAGGAAACAGACGUUACCGAUACAGAGACUCGUGGUGCAGUGAAAAGAAAUCUUAAUGAAAAUGAUAGUGAACAUACCGAUAUUUGGAAAGUUGUGACGAAGCGUAGCAAGAGGGCCGCGCCUGAUGACAAAACUCAUAUUCAGCAAACCUGUAAACAAACGUAUAAAGAGAGACCCGUGAGCACAGAACAUGUAGCAGAUUUGGUAACAACUUAUACCGUAAAGUAUAGGAAAUGGUCUAUACCAUGCCUUAAAUGCCGAGCAGAUAUUUCUCAAUCUGAAGAAACUCCAGACAUAUUCUUCCGGGACAGUGAACUAACUGUCACAAAACUAACAGGAAAAGAUAAUUUUGAAGCUCUUAAACUUUGUACAAUAUUUGACGAUAGGUUUGUUCAAGAAAAUAAGAACAGUUUUGAAAUGUUUUGGAACCAAGUUCUUAAUUAUGUAAAAGAUGAAAAACACAUGAUAGAUUUGCAUGGUAUGAGUGAACUUAUAGAGAAUAACAUGCUACUGUCUUUUGAUAUCAAUUUUAUCAGGCAAGGCUGAUAUGGGCUAGAAAGGGCGAGGCUUGCCGAGCCCUUUCUGCCCAUAUCAGCCGAGCCUGAUAAAAUUGAUAUCAAAAGACAGUAGCAUGUUUUUCUAUUUAUCAUGUAACACAUAAAAACUGUCAAAAUAACAAAAUAAUCUACUUUAAAAUAGCGAAUUUCGUAAAACAAGGGGAUUAUUGUUCAAAGAAGUAAUUCUUGAAAACAAAUUCCUCCGCCCCUGAAACUUAGAAUUUGUAAAUGGCGGCCAUUUUUUCUUUCGACUCGGAUAAAAGAUACAACAGAAUGUAGGCCUAACACGAUAAAAUUCUUACCUUUAAUCUAAACUUCGAUCCAAAAAUUCCCUUAGAAUCACAUUUAUAAACUUUACUGCACUUUUUGUCUUGAAUUGACAAAUUCAAAAGUUCACAAUAAUUUCAAUCAAACAAAAGUCAAAUCGGCAAUCAAACACACGCUACACAAACA
Ruditapes philippinarum (Manila clam) is the source of this 2225-nucleotide messenger RNA. RefSeq lists its product as uncharacterized. The record is from RefSeq and is a predicted model, not a curated record. NCBI's taxonomy places the organism in Eukaryota, Metazoa, Mollusca, Bivalvia, Venerida, Veneridae. The transcript is spliced from 2 exons. Bases 847 to 1761 code for a protein of 304 amino acids.